Zasmidium cellare ATCC 36951 is the source of this 1533-nucleotide messenger RNA. RefSeq lists its product as uncharacterized. The transcript has a single exon. NCBI's taxonomy places the organism in Eukaryota, Fungi, Ascomycota, Dothideomycetes, Mycosphaerellales, Mycosphaerellaceae. The record is from RefSeq and is a predicted model, not a curated record. Bases 1 to 1533 code for a protein of 510 amino acids.
AUGGCGAGCAGCACUGUCCCACACCGGCCAAAGGUUCUAUUUUGGAUCAACAAAGACGCCACGUCGAACAGUGUGUCCAACAGCUCGCGUGAGCAACGAUCUGCCAUUCAGAGCCAAAUUCAACGAGGACGCCCGCGGAAGAGGAAAUCAAAGAAGGACCAGCCAGAUGAGGCAAUAGACAGCAUUUGCAGGACCCCAGCGUCGGACCGCGUACUCCAAGAGAGGCCAAAGGAACUGUACGAUGCCACGACACGUGGUAUAGCCGCUCCAAUCGACCCCUUUGACACUGCGUCAAUACAGAUUGACACAACGGCGCAUGGCCUAUUGCGAUAUUACGUCCAUUACUACCACCCGGCGCAAUGGCCCAACGAGCCCUUCUCUCGCGACAAGGGUCCUUAUUCGUACAAAGCCUCGGUACAUCGCAUUGUGACCACCGCUAUGCAGGAUCAAUUGAUGAUGUUCUGCCUGCUCAGUGCCGCAUGCGCACGUAUCCAGCACAUCGAUCGGUUGGACUUUCCGACUGUAGCACGCAAGCAAGACGGGUACACGCAGAAGGCUAUCCAACUUAUGCGGGAAAAGGUUGGCGAGAUGGAGCGACAUCGGCAAAGAGAUGAGCAGACUCUGCAUAUGCUCCUGCAUUGCAUGCUAUUCCUGGGAAUGCAUUAUGUGUACGGUGACGAUUUCGAGGCUGGCAGGAUACAUCUUCAGGUCUCACUGGCGUUGCUAGAUCAAAUCGGCGGAAUUAACGGACUGAAAGAUCGGCAUUUGCAGGAGAAGAUUUUGAUGUCUGAUCUCUUCCUUGCGUGUGUCGAUAUGCAGCCUUGUCUCUGUGGCUGGGAAUAUGAUCCUGGGCCGGCUUCUGUUCUUAAACUGCAGGAUCGUGAAUUGAGGCAGUUGUCUGCCGAAGAUGAGUUUAUGGGGUCUGCUUUACUCGGCAAAGGCGACGAUGUGCUACCAGCUGACCUCCAAGAGCUCAUUGAGCAGAUCAUCGAAAUAUACCACGUCAAGAUCAGACUUCAAAGAUCGACCAUCUCGUGCACGCGCGCUCUGCAAACUGGACAAUGGAUCACACGGCGGAACAUGGCUCUUCGAGCGCGAUUACUGGAUCUCAAACUCGACGACGACAGGAUGCACGCUUUGAGAAUUGUGUCAAUCAUGUGGACGCUUUUGUCCAUGAACAUCACCGGCCGUCUAAAGACUGUCAAAAUCAUGGCUGGCAAACUCCGCAAUGUUCUCGCACGCAUCGCCCCAGAGCAAUGGAUGCCAAUGGAGAACGUCCGAUUGUGGAUUCUGCUCAUUGGAUAUACCUGUUCGCCGCAAGACUCGGAACUUAUGGAAUGGUAUUUCGAACAGAUCCGCGAGAAUGAGAUGGCGCAGAUGAGUGUUCUGGAAGAGUUGGCGUAUAAUGUGAGUCUGAUCGACUGGCUGGAGGAGUUUCAGAAGGGGUUCUUGUAUCAUGGAUUGGUGCAGCGACCAGUGACGCUGGACUUGGCUAGGAAACUGCUUGAGGUGGAGAAGAAUUCUUGGACCUGA